Limulus polyphemus (Atlantic horseshoe crab) is the source of this 1534-nucleotide messenger RNA. Its product is annotated as cyclin-dependent kinase 8-like. The transcript has 5 exons. Gene Ontology annotation, biological process: protein phosphorylation. Gene Ontology annotation, molecular function: RNA polymerase II CTD heptapeptide repeat kinase activity; ATP binding; cyclin-dependent protein serine/threonine kinase activity. Bases 83 to 430 code for a protein of 115 amino acids. Gene Ontology annotation, cellular component: nucleus; mediator complex. NCBI's taxonomy places the organism in Eukaryota, Metazoa, Arthropoda, Merostomata, Xiphosura, Limulidae. The record is from RefSeq and is a predicted model, not a curated record.
CCACGAAGGAUGUGGGUCUGGUAAAAACAGUAUUUUAUUGUUAAGUUAGUUUUAAAAUCACCAAAAAUACAUAAAGCCAAAAAUGGACUAUGACUUCAAAAUGAAGGCUAUUGCUGAGCGAACAAAAGUUGAAGAUUUAUUUGAAUAUGAAGGUUGUAAAGUAGGCAGAGGAACUUAUGGCCAUGUGUACAAAGCUCGUCGAAGCACUAAGUCAGAUCCCAAAGAUUAUGCCUUAAAACAAAUAGAAGGAACUGGAAUUUCAAUGUCUGCUUGUAGAGAAAUUGCACUAUUAAGAGAACUAAAACAUUCGAACGUCAUCCACCUCCAGGGUGUGUUUUUGUCUCAUGUAGAUCGUAAAGUAUGGUUAUUGUUUGAUUAUGCUGAACAUGACCUUUGGCUGUUUUCAAAGCUGUGUUUCAUUGGUAAAUGAUCAAACCACAUGAUGUGGCACCAUUACAAGGUUUCAACCAAGAAAUGUACAAAAACUAAGGAAACACUUGAAAAUCAAGAAAUGGAUAAUAUAUUUUCAAAGGGUGAUAGGUUCUUAGUAAAAUAAUUAUUCUAUGAGAUUGGCAGAAAAAAUCUAAAAAUAAAAUCUACUUGUGCUUUGUUUUAUUUAUAGUCAAAAUUCUUUGCAGCUUUGCAAAAAUGAAAGUAUGAACAUUUUUAAAAAAUUUUUCGUGAAUUAUCCGAAAUAAAUGUCCAAGAAUAAAAUAUCAGUUUUAGUAUAUUUUUCAGUUAGAAUUGUUGAAAUAUCAUUAGAAUUGACAUGUAAAAUUAGCUUUCAAAUUUGUGUUUCAAUGUGUAUCAAGUAGCAAAAAAAUAUGAAAAGUCAGAGGAAAUCCUGUCUUCAGACUUGAGGCACAAUAAUUAGAAUUAUGUUACUUUCUUAACCCUAAACCUUGUAUGUGAAAAUAUACAGGCAAUGCAACUGCAUUUUUAACACUUAGAAACAAUAAAAUAUUUACUUGCUAUCAACUUGCAGCUUUUACAGUAAGAAAGAAAAUAUAUUUAAGCAGGUACAAUAUUUUGAUCACUAGUUUGACCAUACUCAAGUACACAGGUUUUAAUGGUAAAGAAGGUUUUUGUGCUUAAAUCAACAUUCAACAAUACGACAAUGUUUAUAAAUUACGUAAUCGAUAGUGGUUACUUGUGUGUGUGUGUAUAUGAAAAAGCAUGAAUUGACAGUUUAUUUAUUUUGUAGCUGAAAAGGAAAAAAAUGAUGAAUUUCAACAUGUGAAAGAUGUUUGAAAGAUUAGGAAGGAAUAUCUGGGGAAGUAAAAAUCAGAAAUAUAGUCAUACCUGACUAUUUGUUGUAAGCAGGUUCAUGUUUUAAUAUGGUGACAUUCUGUUGGAAAACUGUGGUUGUUUUUGUUCAUAUGUUCGUGUACAUGGAAAAGGGGCAUUUGGUGUCUUUUUAACCUGUUCAAAUUACUUCGUGUACAAAUUACUUCCUGCUUCACCCAUGUAAAAGGAAAGAUAAUUGCUAAACUGUAUUUUGUAAAAGUUUCAUGGUGGGUUAUAUAAUUUUCAU